CCCUGUCUGUACUUCCUUACCCCAGCAUGGGUUUGGUGCCGCCCUGACAUUACUCUGCUGAUACCCUGAGAACAGGCUGUCACUUCUGUGGAAAUAAUGAUAUAUAUAAAAGGUGUAUAUUAGUUCAAGAAUGGGGGAAAGGGAAGAAUAAAAUUUUUAAAGUUUUCUAAAUACAUUCUCUUAUUGCUGCCACUAUCUUCUUCCCUCCCUUCAGUUCCCAUGCCUGCACAUGAAUCAGCUUUCAGUCACCUUUAGGAAUUUCUCACUGGUUUUUUUUUUUUUUUUAAAUUUGUUGUUAGUUAGGAAUGUUUUCCUUUCUGUUUUGUAGUUUCUCCUGAGUUGAUUUUGGGAUUCACCGUCCUCAUGGCAACUGAUAAUCCUGCUGUCAUUUUUAAUCUGAAAUCUUAAUGUUUUAUUCACAGGGAGGAAUAAAAUUUUUUCAUCUAUAAUUCAGAAGCUAAGUAAAUAAAAAACAAUGAAGCCAGUAAAGCAGCUGUUGGCCUCUAGUAGUAAAUUGGCAAAUGUUCCAGCAUUAACUUACAAAAGAGGACUACUUAAUUCACCAUUGUCACCUAAAUUUAAAGAAAAACAUAGUGCAAAAUUAGACCGUGAUAAACUUGAACCAAUGGUCUUAAGAUCUCCACCAACAGGAGAAUCCAUGAUAAGGUAUGCUUUGCCCAUUCCAUCAAGGAAGACAAAGGAGCUAAUAGCAGAAGAUGAAUCGAUCAGGAAUAUUAGUGAACGUCUGAGGAGGAUUGUUUCUACUUUCGAAGAAACCUAUGGAUUUAAUGUUCAAAAUGGAAAAGAACAAGUUGUAAAGCCUGAAGAUGAAGGAUUAACUUCAUCUGUUGGGGAUGAUCUGAAUUCAUUCUUGACAAAUUGUUCAGAAUUUGCAACUCAGUUAGAAGAAGCAGCUGACGAAAAAUGUAAUAUUUUGGAAUCUCUUUUUAAGUGGUUUCAACGACAGGUCAAUCAGAUGGAAGAGAUAAGUAAAGGUCAAACUUUUUCAAGAGCGGAAUUUUCAGUACCCGAUGAAACAGUCAGUUUAAGCAUUGCACGACUAGCAAAGCAGCUACAGAUACUUGAAGAGCUGAGAAAUCGCCUUAAAGGAAAGUGUAAAUACUCCUUCAAGGAAGCGUCCAAACCUAAUUUCUCAAUACACUUGAUUUAUUUGGCACCUUUGAUACAUGCUGCACAUUUCUGCUAUCUGCUCUUUUAUCUACUUCUCAUGUACAGCAAUCAGUUAUAUCAGCAUUUGGGUGUAACUUCAGCCAUUUGUGAUACCUUUAAAUGUUUUCCUUUUUUUUUAACAGUAGAAACUGGUAAUUCAGUGAUUAAUCGGCUUAAUGCCAUGUUGAGAGUAUUUGGAAGACAGGCAAAUACAUUACAGAGAGCUAUGAAUGAUAAAGCUUUGUUGGAGGCUAAAAACACAGAGAUUCAAAAUGAUCUCCAAGUGUUGUCAGAGGAGAAAUCGCUGUUGGAAAAUGAACUACAGAAGUUGAAGAGUACAAAGAAAACAAAGGUUACAAGUGAUCGAACAAAGAAAACUCUGAAAAUGGAGAAGAAAAAAGAAAAAGAAAAAUCUGAGGAUUUGGAAGAGAAGAAGUCUGUAAUAAGAGAGUCAAAAGUAAAAGAAGAUACGCAUCAAGUUCAGAAAGCAACACUUGCUCUGGAAAUUGAGAACAAAGUCCUCCGGGAACAACUGCAACUAGCUUUACAGGAAUCUGAAAGAGCUAAACAUCAACUUGACUAUUUCCUAAAUAAAGAAAAGGAGUUACUUAAAAGUGAGGGGAAGACCAAGACAGCAACAGAAAUGGGUACUGGUAAAAUAAAAGUUGAACGUGAAGAUUCAAAAUAUACACCAUUGGAGAAAGAAGUGGGAAAAGCACUAGUGGCAGAUUCAGGUGGACAAAAAACAAAUGAUAAAGUAGAACAUCUGCAGAGAAAUUCCCUCAACAUUUGUGGUAAAGCUGGUUUAUUGGUGCUGAAUCCUUUUGGCUUUCGCCUGUCUGUGAAGCUUGUGAUUUCUGCAUCAAAUCCGCAUGAAAGCCUUGCUGGGUAG
Molecule: messenger RNA, 2062 nt
Organism: Vicugna pacos (alpaca)
Lineage: Eukaryota; Metazoa; Chordata; Mammalia; Artiodactyla; Camelidae
Source: RefSeq, a predicted model, not a curated record